UUUCAAAAUCGCCAGCUCGGAGGCUUGGAGGAAACUCAAGUGGGUAAAAGAGGACUCAAAAUUCAGAUAUUCAAGACGAGAAGAAUUGAAGGAGUGCCGGAAAUAGGUCAAAGUGCAACGAAUACGUCGGGUGACAGCGUGGAAAAUAGCAAGAUCUGCGAAGCUCAGAAACUACAGCGUGUAUCUCGGUUUUUUAUUGUUAGAUUUCAGUCGUGCACGUGUUUUCAUAGUUAAAGUCAACUGCGCGUACAACUUGGCGGGCAAUCAAAAUGAAAUUCGCGCCCGCCAAAAAUCGAUCUGGCAAUCAUUUAAACCGCCUGACGAAGAAGAACUCAUAGAAAUCAUAUCGUAUAUGCGCUAGAUUAUUAUUAACCGAAGCAAAAAAAAUAAAUGUGUAACACAAGAUGUAAACAUACUGAAUGUAUUACGAGAACCAUUAAUUCACAAACAUGCUUUUUACAAGCCUAGUACUGUCAAGAUACGUAUUUUAAAUGUUCCAUUUAAGGUUAAGAUUUGAAUUUAAAUUAUCUGGAAAAUUAUAAUCGAACAAGAAAUAUAAAAUAGAACAGUGAUUACUAUUAUAUUAAGCUAAAACGACAGAAAUCUGUGGUACCGACAACUUAAAAAGAAAAAAAAAGAACAGUGAUUCGAACGCCCCCUACAUUCGAGUCGAAUAAACACGGGAAGAUGGCGCCGCAAGAGCCGAGAUUGGCCGAGAUAUUGCGCAUGCAGAACUUGAUAAAUCAGCAGUCAGUACUGGUCAGUGCGCGAAAUGCGUUCGGUGCACGUGCACUAGGUGUGUAUGUGAAAUUGAGAGUGUAACGCAAUUUAUAACGCACGCAGUGUCAAGGACUAAACUGACCACGGCACGGAUCACCCAGUGGCUGCCACGCAACGAUAUCGCGCGCCUCUUGGGAAACAAGUACGACGUUGAAUAAUUGUAUAAUCGCCUGAUCUAGGUCUUUGACCCUGAAUCUAGCCUGUCCACGUGCCGUCCAACAACAACGCGUAAAGAACGCACGAGAUCGCGGCGUAACGUGGACAGGCAUUAACGUUCGUUGCCAAUUGCUCGAGGAUAUUACAGGCAUCGAUGAAAAGUCGUUGGUCAGCGUUGCCAAAACGAAAGAAUGAAGGAAGAGGAAGAUAAAGUGUUAGACAAGGAACAGUGGAAGCUCGAGGCACAGACUGUCAUCAAUGACGUGAAACAACAUGUAGUGGAGAUCAAGCUGUCGGAGAAAUUGCAGAGCACGAAUCAGUUUAUAUAUUUGAAUCUGACCACGUUGGAGGGACUGAAGUUCUGUAUCGAGUUGGCGGGCGUUGGGUUUUCCAUCGUUGGUAACCAGCACGACGACACGUCGAACGUGGGAGGCCAACGUUUUGAGACGCCCUAUAGCUUGUUAGACUCUGUUAGCCCACAGUACCGAAAUUCUUUCGGCAAUUCUCUCCUCGAGAAACUACGGAAGUUGAGUGACGAACAGUGAACAAACGCGAUGGAAGCUUUUAAGGGCACUUGUUGAACCACGCUCUCGCUUUCGUCUUGAUAAUGAUCGAUUCGACGAGAUUUUAGAUGUAGAUAAUAAUAACGAAGAGGAGAAUAAAACCGUCUUCGAAGAUCGCUUAGGUCACCAAAUAAUUUACAGAAACGGAUAUACAUGGUAAUAAAUACUACAACUAAAUAACCAAUGUCAUAAGCACCUAACAUCGUCCACGUUUAAACGCAUUUAGUCGCGAAGAAAUACAUUUUGCGAGAUUAGGUUAAUCGAAGCUUUAAUUUGCUUCAAUUUAAACACAGGUGCUUGCGAUGUGCAAAUGUUUUUUUCGACCCUUUCUGUCAACUGUAU
Messenger RNA from Megalopta genalis, 1841 nucleotides. Its product is annotated as GSK3-beta interaction protein. The record is from RefSeq and is a predicted model, not a curated record. Gene Ontology annotation, biological process: regulation of canonical Wnt signaling pathway. Gene Ontology annotation, cellular component: cytoplasm. NCBI's taxonomy places the organism in Eukaryota, Metazoa, Arthropoda, Insecta, Hymenoptera, Halictidae. Gene Ontology annotation, molecular function: kinase regulator activity; protein kinase A binding.